Messenger RNA from Pogonomyrmex barbatus (red harvester ant), 733 nucleotides. It is a transcript of the gene bbc, whose product is annotated as choline/ethanolaminephosphotransferase 1 bbc. Gene Ontology annotation, cellular component: Golgi apparatus; endoplasmic reticulum membrane. NCBI's taxonomy places the organism in Eukaryota, Metazoa, Arthropoda, Insecta, Hymenoptera, Formicidae. Gene Ontology annotation, molecular function: ethanolaminephosphotransferase activity; diacylglycerol cholinephosphotransferase activity. Gene Ontology annotation, biological process: phosphatidylethanolamine biosynthetic process. The record is from RefSeq and is a predicted model, not a curated record.
UCUCAAUCAAUAUCUUAUCAAAUUAAGUCUCUGCACUUAAUCAAUAUGUAUUUUCUUUUUUUACAAAUAUAAAAUAAAUUUUUAUACAUGUUAUCAUAAAUAUAAUCUCUUCAAAGUUUCUGCAUAAAAUCGAUUAUGUUUUAGGGGACGUCCGUUUUAUCACCAAUUAUACCAUUUAGUUUCGUGGUAGUACCGGCUUUUAUAAUAUAUAGAAAAAGCGCCGAGCACGUCUAUGAAAAUCAUCCAGCAUUGUAUAUACUUGCUUUCGGAAUGGUCGCGGCCAAAGUUACAAACAGAUUGGUGGUUGCUCAUAUGACCAAAAAUGAGAUGCAAUAUUUGGACAGUUCGCUAAUCGGUCCAGCUAUGCUAUUCCUCAAUCAAUACUUCAAUUUUUUCAUCAAAGAAUACUACGUUCUAUGGCUAUGUUUCAUCUGGGUCACUCUAGAUCUCUUCCGGUAUAGUGCUCAAGUGUGUCUUGAAAUAUGCGAUCACAUGAAGAUCAAGCUAUUUAGGAUACCAUGCAAUCAACAUACAGGCACUAUCCAGGUUUCUAACGCCGCGGAGAAAAAUGGUACUAAUAGGUCACAACGUAACAGAUUGCAUAAGAAACAUCAUUAGGAUCGACCUGGUGAUAAUGAAUGCCCUGUAUGAUUCGUGUAUAAAGAAAUUGUGACGUAACAAAGUAAAAAUGCUUGUUGAGUUGCGUAUACAUAAAUCUUCGAAUAGUACAGUU